Messenger RNA from Symbiodinium necroappetens, 837 nucleotides. Lineage: Eukaryota; Dinophyceae; Suessiales; Symbiodiniaceae. The record is from the annotation of a GenBank genome assembly.
AUGGUUACCGCUCGAGCCAGUGGUGUCAGGAGCCUGCUGUUGGAAUGGCCUGACUGGAGGCCGCCGAACGAGACUUUCAUAGAGAGUGUCGACAGCGUGGUGCCAGAUAUUCACGAGCUGGUAAGGUUUGGGAUUGGCCUGGCCGAUGUCCAGGACACCUUCAGGCAGUUGAGUUCGGUGAAGAAGGUCCGUCUCCCUGGGCAGCUCAACCCCGCAAAUAUUGCUGAGAUGAUCGAUUCUGUCGUCGGCGUUGGUGGGUCCUCCGAGUUUCCAUUGUUGGUGGAUCCCGAUAACCUGGAAGCCGUGGCAUCCGCUCUGGUCCUCUCCACGCUGCUGAAGCCACUGCUCUUGGGCACCCAGGUGCCCGUUCCCUCGGUGCUCUUGAAAGGCUCCAGAGUCGCGGUAGCCACCAAGAUGUCUCUGAUGCUGUGCAGCGAGAAUUGUUUCAGAUCCGAGCACGUUCAAGAAUGGCUGCUUCAAGCCUACCAGGCACCAUCAUGUUGCAUGAUACCAGUGCUUGCUGAGGAUAGUUUUCGAGUGCCUGCCGCCAGUUCCGUGUCAGCCGAGUUUCCCGAAUCGGCUUUGGAUAUAGAAGACCUACAUUUGUAUGGCGUAAUCAUCCGUGUCUUGUUUCAAGACAUUGCCGUCAUCUUCCUUCCGCAGAGCUUCAGCCGCGAGGAUCUUGACCUCCGAGCUCAACAAGCCGCGCGGAGGCUUAGUGCACCACAGGAGACAUUGCAAAGCAAAGUCAUCCGCUUCAUGGACAGCGCCGAUGCACCCACUGCCAAACGGUGGACAGAAGUGCCUCUGACGGCUGAGGACAAUGACACAUCAUAA